Messenger RNA from Pecten maximus, 1876 nucleotides. RefSeq lists its product as uncharacterized. The record is from RefSeq and is a predicted model, not a curated record. The coding region runs from base 104 to 802 and encodes 232 amino acids. Gene Ontology annotation, cellular component: perinuclear region of cytoplasm. Lineage: Eukaryota; Metazoa; Mollusca; Bivalvia; Pectinida; Pectinidae. Gene Ontology annotation, biological process: oogenesis; negative regulation of translation. The transcript has a single exon. Gene Ontology annotation, molecular function: zinc ion binding; mRNA binding.
GUAGAUAAAUUGGAACUUUUUUGUCACGAUAAGCACGUUCAUUUUCUCUCACUGAACAAGACAACACCGAUUCUCUCGUUUGACAACAACUUAUCUUCAAAACAUGGAGAACACUAACCAGUAUGCGCCAUUCCAGGAUUAUUUGGGCCUUAGUGAUAUAACUUGGAACAAAGAUUUGUUAACAAAUCUGAACAAUUUGAUGACACCGAUCACUUGCCAGGAUGAUAGUAGCGACUGUGAUAGUAGCAGUAGCAACUACAACUGCUGGAGUUUUGGUUUGACAUUUUUGGACAGAGAUGUUGCUUCUAAUUCUAUGGAACAUCUGGACAAUAUUCGAAUUGAUUCCAUGGACGAGUUUCGUCACAAUGGUCGAGAAUUGGAUUUGGACGAUUUGGAUAGUUACCAGGUACAAUUACGUCACCAGUCCGCCAAAGAAAAGAUGGCGAUCCAAAGAGAAAGCAACCCUAUCGUACUACAAGUCCUGGCAUUUAAAGAAAAAAAGAAAGCAGCUCGUCGGGCCAAAGCAAAGAAAGUGUGUGUUUUCUGCAAGAACAAUGGGGAAACUUCUUCAGUGUAUACCAGCCAUGUUUUGAAGGAUAACGAGGGUAAAGUCAGCUGCCCCAUCUUACGGAAGUACACCUGUCCCUUAUGUGGAGUGAACGGCGACGGAGCACAUACCAUCAAAUACUGUCCCAAGAACGAGGAGACUGAAAGUCCAACACCAUGUCUGUCAUCGUUGUUGAGCACUGUCAGAAGCAGCACGUGCAAGCGUCGUCGAAUGCAGUCUGGAAUGAGCUCUUAAUAAUGUAAACAAUGCUGAAAGUGUGAUUAGUGUAGCACGUGCGAUCGAAAAUGUAAACAAUGCUGACAGUGUGAUUUGUUUGGCACAUGCGAUCGAAAAUGUAAACAAUGCUGAAAGUGUGACUAGUUAAGCACGUGCGAUCGAAAAUGUAAACAGUGACGAAAGUGUGAUACAUUAUCCAACAUUCUUUACAUUCCAUCAAAGGUUGUCCAAGAAAUUUUUCAAGGGACGACUGAGAAGAAAUACGAACUAAAAUCAGACUUUUCCUGUCCGAUUUAAAAUGUGUGAACCGGAAUUAAAGAUAUCGAACUCUUGUGCAAUUCCAGAACUUUUAAGGAAACGUCAACGAUGUGCGACAAAUGUUUAAAAAAAAAAAGACUCGUAUAUUUUACACAAAUGUCCCUGUCGCCUGUAUGUAUAACAAUUUUUGUAUUAUAAUAUUUUUGUUUUAAAAAAAUGUUGAUUUUUACAACAAUUUGAUUUUCAUUUGUGUAGAUUUUGUAACUUAUCUUAGAAAAACUAUUUAUAACCUUAUAUUUUAAGAAAUAUGAAAUUUUAUGUGCUAUAAAUAUUAACCGAAUUUAAUGUAUAUAGAUCUACUUUGUAAACUAAUGGUUUAAAUUGUUUGAUUACUAACUUAUUCACAUUCCUGAAAUAUUUAGAGAAAAACGAUAAAUUUUAAGAAUUAUUGAAAAAAUACGUUUGGAAAUGAAUGGAAGAUCAUCUAGUCAUUUUCCACGAUUGUUUUGUAAUUACAUCAAGCAUCUGUCCAAAAUGAAAUGUUUUUGUCGAGUGAAACCUAUUUUUGUAAGAGAAACCGGAGAUGUUUUAUUUUUGUGAACAUUGACACGAUAAGUGAAAUAGACAUCGGAAUGUAUUUGUAAUCUCUGCUUUGAAAUUAAUUCAGUUUUGACAGUAAAAAAGUCGGUAGUUUUGUAUAUACACAGUUGUUUUUGCACAUAGUGUGUUUUAUCUUAGUUUAGAAAAUUUGUAUUAAUACAAACAUUCGAUCUAGUGCUGAAUACAUUAUAUUGGAAUCGGUUCACGAAAUAAAAACCAUUUAGACAUUUUCAA